Messenger RNA from Prunus armeniaca (apricot), 960 nucleotides. NCBI's taxonomy places the organism in Eukaryota, Viridiplantae, Streptophyta, Magnoliopsida, Rosales, Rosaceae. The record is from the annotation of a GenBank genome assembly.
AUGGAAAAUCAUAACGCCAAAUUGAGCUCUGGCGGUGGACUCAAACCCAACAACAAUAACAGCAUCAACGAACAAGAACAAAACCCCAAUUUGAAUCAAUGCGAAGAACAAGAACAAGAAGUAACUACUGAGUCCUCGCAAUUGGUGGACCCUCCCUCACCUCCUGUUCCGCAGUCUUCAAGAACUCCCUUUACUAAUCUCAGUCAGGUCGAUGCUGACCUAGCCCUUGCUCGAACCCUCCAAGAACAGGAAAGGGCAUACAUGAUGCUACGAAUGAACAAUGAAGAUAGUGAUUAUGGAAGUUGGGAAGCUGGAAGUUAUGUGCAUGAGGAUGAGGAUGAUUUUAAUGAUUUUCAUGACGAUACUGAUGAUAACGAUGAUGAGGAGCAAUAUGAUGGAACUGAGGUUGACAAUGAUGAAGAUGCGUUUGAUGUGCAUGCUCAUGAUGAUGCUGGAGAGGAUGAUAACCCCAGAGUUGAAUAUGACCCGGCUGUUUUUUCAAGUGAUGAGGCCUAUGCAAGAGCCCUGCAGGAUGCUGAAGAUAGAGAGAUGGCUGCUAGACUGAUGGCUCUUGCUGGGAUUAAUGACCGCGAAGUUGAGCACACAGAGGAACAUGGAGGUAACUCUCAGGAUACAUGGGAGGAGGUUGACCCAGAUGAACUUUCAUAUGAGGAGUUAAUUGCAUUGGGUGAAGUUGUUGGAACUGAGAGCAGAGGGCUUUCGGCUGAUACCAUUGCCUCAUUGCCUUCAGUGAGCUACAAGACAGGAAGUGGUCAGAAUGGAAGCAAUGAGUCGUGUGUUAUUUGUCGGUUGGAUUAUGAGGCUGGUGAGAACUUGACAAUACUAUCUUGCAAACAUUCCUAUCAUUCUGAGUGCAUAAAUAAUUGGUUGACAAUAAACAAGUUGGUAACAGUUGUAGCUAUUUGUUUCAAAUCCUUUGUGGCUGGUUUUAACAUAUAA